Messenger RNA from Fragaria vesca subsp. vesca, 2557 nucleotides. Its product is annotated as putative pentatricopeptide repeat-containing protein At1g02420-like. Gene Ontology annotation, molecular function: protein binding. NCBI's taxonomy places the organism in Eukaryota, Viridiplantae, Streptophyta, Magnoliopsida, Rosales, Rosaceae. The record is from RefSeq and is a predicted model, not a curated record. The transcript has 2 exons. The coding region runs from base 1 to 1515 and encodes 504 amino acids.
AUGGCAGCAAUACGCAAACCCCUCUCAUCACCAUUCUCCAGGUACUUCCCUCAAACCCCAUUUCUCUUCUCUCUCCCUCGACUCCUCUCUUCCCAAUCCUCAACCCCCAAUGACGUCGACACCGUCUACUGCAUCGUCAGCAGCUCCGCCCACUCCAAAAACUUGAAGCAAAGCUUGAAAUCCUGCGGUGUUUUCCUCACGAAUGAUCUGACAGAUGAGGUUCUCAAACGGGCUCGGUUCAGCCACGGGAACCCAUUACAGGCUCUCGAGUUCUUCAACUACACUGGGAACAGAAGAGGGUUCUAUCACACCAGUUUCUCACUCGACACUAUGCUUUACAUGUUGGGAAGAAGUCGAAUGUUUAAAAAAAUGUGGGAGGUUUUAGUUGAGACCAAACAUAAGGACAGGAGUUUGAUAACUCCGCGAACCGUGAUGGUUGUGUUAGCUAGGAUUGCUAAGGUUUGUUCUGUUAGGGAGACAGUGGAGUGUUUCAAGAAGUUCAAGAAGCUUGUGCCGGAGUUCGAUACGGCUUGUUUCAAUUCAUUGUUGAGGACUCUUUGUCAGGAGAAGAGCAUGACAGAUGCUAGGAAUGUGUAUCAUAAGCUGAAGCAUAGCUUUGAGCCGAAUUUGCAGACAUUUAAUAUAUUGUUGUCUGGUUGGAAGUCCUCUGAGGAAGCCGAGGGGUUUUUCGAGGAGAUGAGGGAGUUGGGUUUGAAGCCUGAUGUUGUUUCGUAUAAUUGUUUGAUUGAUGUUUAUAGUAAGAAUAGAGAAAUGGAGAAGGUGUUUAAGGUGAUGGAGAAAAUGCGCGACGAGGAGAUAUGGCCGGAUAAAAUUACAUAUACUUGUGUCAUUGGGGGAUUUGGGUUGGUUGGUCAGCCGGAUAAGGCCAGAGAUGUGUUGAAGGAAAUGAAGGAGCUCGGGUGCUACCCGGAUGUUGCAGCAUACAAUGCUGCUAUUAGGAAUUUUUGCAUUGCAAAGAGGCUUGGUGAUGCUAAUGGGUUGAUGGAGGAGAUGAUGAGUAAUGGUUUGAGUCCGAAUGCAACUACUUACAAUUUGUUCUUUCGGGUUUUCUUCUGGUCGAGUGACUUGCAGAACUCUUGGAGCUUGUAUGGGAGAAUGAUGUAUAUGGGGUGUUUGCCAAAUACACAGUCGUGCAUGUUUUUGAUCAGGUUGUUUAGGAAGUUGGAAAAGGUGGAUUUGGCAUUGCAGCUGUGGAAUGAUAUGAUUGAGAGGGGUUUUGGAUCUUAUAUAUUGGUGUCUGAUGUGCUGUUUGAUUUGCUAUGUGAUAUGGGUAAACUAACAGAAGCAGAAACGUGCUUCUUGCAGAUGGUGGAGAAGGGGCAUAAGCCAAGUAAUGUUUCCUUUAGAAGGAUCAAGGUGCUUAUGGAACUGGCAAACAAGCAUGAGGCCCUCAAGAACUUGACAGAGAAAAUGGCACUUUUUGGCUCUUCAAUCCAUCUUCCUGAGAGUAUGGAUAGGUCAACAGUGGUACCUUGCUCAGAAGCACUUGCUUGAGAAAGUAUGCUUGUGUCAAGUCAUGAAUUGGCAAUGGUGCUAACUGCUAACUAAUACUGCAAAAGUUGCUGAUUGAUAGAUCAAAAGUGGUGUUUUACACAAUUGGGUUAUAGAGGCUUGCCAUGUGGUUUGUUGAGUGUUAACUCCAUAGAAUCUGGAUUCGGCACUCAGAUCUUUUUGUUGGCUAGGACCUUUUCCCGUCACAUGGUUAUAUUGGCUGGUGAAUUCAGUUGGUCUAGCUAUUUUUCCCAGUGGGGUAGACCUUUGAACUAGGUUCUCAGUUGUUGAUUUUUUCUGAGAAGGAGCAAGUUUUUAAUUCAUAAUCUUGUUGGGAAAGUUACAAGCCUCUGUAUCUGUCUGAAAAAUGCCAAUUCCACUAUUUACUUGCCUUUAACACGGUGAAGUUGCUGGCGCACCAACUGAGACCGCUUGUUCCACAGAGUUACCAAUUUGCCUCUAGUUCUGUUAGACAAGUAUCCGGUUAGAGUCUGAUUCUGGGACAUGGAUGAUCCAGAUGGUUACUGUGGUUUUGCGAGUACAAGUACAAUGGUGAAAACAUUGUUUCAUUCAUGACUUUGAACAAGGUGGGUGGUUUUCUGCAGUGGAUGGAUUUGACUUGUAAGUAUGCAUUUGGGAAGAUGCUGGUUAUAGCCUAUAAGCCUCCUUUCAAGGUGAAGGGCUUGUGGCUGUUCCACAGGCAAAAAAUUACCCAGGUUAUUAUGACAUGGAACAGUAUGAUUGGCAUAGGGUUGAUAUCACUGAUGAGGAUCAAAAAGAGCGCGUGAAUCAGAUGAGAAGUCUUUGAGGGAGAGCCAUUGUUGGGUUUUUCCAAAGAGGUAGGUUGAUGUAACAUGUUAGGGGUUUCUUUAGAAGGUCUUUUCAGGUGGUUCUGUUUCAAACACUUGGUUUUGCUAUUCAAUCUUCCCUUGUGUCAUUGUAGAACCUUGUUCAGCCGCAAUCCUAGUUCAAUUGAAUUUUUCAGCAAAAACAAAAAAAAGAGCUUAUCAACAAUAACCUCUUUAGAGAAGUAGUUGCAAUAUUU